AUGGCCGCCGAAAUGAGCCUCUCCAAACUCAAGCAAACCACCCUCAAAGUCUCCCGCGGCCACACCUACACCUACUACACAUCCCCCGCCCGCGACUCCAAACCCACAAUCCUCCUCUUCCACGGCUGGCCCGACACCGCCGCCCUCUUCGCCGGCCUGAUCAACAACUACCUCAUCCCCGCCGGCUACGGCGAGAUUUUCGGGUACGGGAUCUACUACUAUUGGAAGCUCUUUACUGCCGACGACGGCUCGCAGAUCGAGCGCGAUAACAUCGAAUCCGUUUACAGCGUUGCCUUCGGCGAUCCGCAUACCUGGAAGCAGAACUGGACGACCAAGGACGGAAUGCGGAAUUGGCUUACCGCAGGGAAGACCCAACCUACUCUGCCCUUCGCGCAGGGCGAGCAUAAGCGAGACUUUGUGGAUCGUCUGAGCGUCCCUGGCGCCUUCGAAGCCGCAAACAACUGGUAUAAAUCCAUGACGUUUGGGGUGCAGCACGAGGCGGAGAAAACCAUCAGGAGCAAUCCGAAGGUAGAGGUUCCGACGCUGUUUUGGGGUGGCGAGCAGGAUUUUGUAUGCAGGGUCGAGGCGAUUGGGCCGGUUGAAGAUGCUGGUUUGAUCCCGGAUUUGACGAAGAUGAGUCGGGAGGGCGGGCAUUGGGCGUUGCUGGAGAAGCCGAAGGAGUUUGGGGAGGAUGUGGUUGGUUGGUUGGGGAAGACUUUUCGUGAGGGAGUGAGCGGAGGGGCGGGAGGGCGGGGGGGUUAG
Messenger RNA from Cyphellophora attinorum, 762 nucleotides. RefSeq lists its product as uncharacterized. Lineage: Eukaryota; Fungi; Ascomycota; Eurotiomycetes; Chaetothyriales; Cyphellophoraceae. The coding region runs from base 1 to 762 and encodes 253 amino acids. The transcript is spliced from 2 exons. The record is from RefSeq and is a predicted model, not a curated record.